UACUAAUUUGAGGUUACAUACGUGGAACUAGAACAUCAUCACAGUUAAAAUUUAAGCCAGUAAUUAUCAAAGAAAAUGUCUUCAAAACGAAGAAAUAAAAAAGAUAUAAUUGCUAGGGUUAAUUUCCCUCUUUACACUGUCCAAAUGCUAACAUCAAGACAUGUAAUCGUCGGAGGAGGUGGAGGUACUUCAAAAACUGGCGUUCAAAAUGGUUUUGAAAUAUUUGAAAUAUUUCACGAUGGUAGUCGUUUUUCUGCUAAAGAAAUUACCAGGCAUGAAACAGGAGGAAAUGUUGUAAUGAAUUGUUCAGUAUACAGUAACAAAAAACAUUCUCUGUUAGCUGCAGGUAGAGAAAAUCAUUGUCAGUUAUAUAAAGUUAACUCAAAGUUAAUGGAAGAAGUCGUAAGCAUUGGCAAUGAUACUCACAUUAGACAAAGACAUGCUAAAGUAAAAGAAGUUACAGAUGAUAAUAAAAAUGUGAAAAAAGAAUUGUAUUUUGAAGUUAAACCGUUAGACAGUGUACAAACUGAUUUUAAUGGUAGUGAACCAUUAUCUAGGGUAGUCAAAAUUAACCAUGAUGGUACAUUAUUAGCAACUGGAGGUACUGAUUGUGAUGUAAGAAUAUGGAAAUUUCCUAGUAUGCAACCUUUAUUCAUUUUAAAGGCACAUAAGAAAGAAAUAGAUGAUAUAGAUUUCAGUAGGUACGAUAAUUAUAUAAUGACUGUUGCCAAAGAUGGUUUAGCAGUUUUAUGGGAUUGCCUUACAGGGAUGGAAAGGACAAAACUUACAUGGAAACAACCCGAAGGAUCAAAAUAUUUAUAUAAAAGAUGCAGGUUUGGAAUUAUUGAGGGACUUGAUAAAAAAUGUGCUCUAUAUACAAUAGUAAAUCCUACAGGUUUAGCCAAAAAGCAAAAAUCUUAUCUACAGCAAUGGAUACCAGAAGAGAACCUUUUAAAAAAAAUGUUAGAGUUUGAUGAAAGUUUGGCCGCUUUAGCAGUUAGAGAUGAUGGCAGAUUUGUAGCUGUUGGUACAAUGUUUAGUGGUUCUGUCUCAAUUCACGUAGCAUUUAGUUUACAGAAAAUAUCAACAGUUGUUGGAGCACAUUCCAUGUUCGUUACAGGUCUAGAAUUUGUAUCGGCGCAGAAUACAAAUCAUUCCAUUAGUAGUGUAGUUGAAGCCGCAGUCUUGUCAAUUUCAGUAGAUAACCAAUUGUGCAUACAUACAGUGCCAUACAGAAAAACCAUACCUUUGUGGAUUGGAAUAGUACUACUCAUUUUUACGUUAUUCUUGACAUUUUUAUUUUGUGCAUAUUUAGGGUUGUGAUGUUACAUUAUUUAAUAA
Molecule: messenger RNA, 1341 nt
Organism: Diorhabda sublineata
Lineage: Eukaryota; Metazoa; Arthropoda; Insecta; Coleoptera; Chrysomelidae
Product: prolactin regulatory element-binding protein
Exons: 6
Coding region: 76-1323 (415 amino acids)
Biological process (GO): protein secretion
Cellular component (GO): endoplasmic reticulum membrane
Molecular function (GO): guanyl-nucleotide exchange factor activity; GTPase activator activity; protein binding
Source: RefSeq, a predicted model, not a curated record